Molecule: messenger RNA, 6561 nt
Organism: Styela clava
Lineage: Eukaryota; Metazoa; Chordata; Ascidiacea; Stolidobranchia; Styelidae
Source: RefSeq, a predicted model, not a curated record
ACAUGUUUGAGAGGAUCGAAAAAAUGUAUUCUAUCAAAAUGGAGAUGUGAUAGAGAUCUGGACUGUGAGGACGGCUCAGAUGAAAGAGGUUGUGGUUCAGAUCUUGCUUCUUGCAAACCGCACGAGUUCUCCUGCAGAGAUAGAUCGGAAAAAUUAACAUGCAUCGCUCAAGGAUGGACCUGUGAUGGGGAAAUGGAUUGCCCAGAUGGCUCUGAUGAAGCUAAAGAUAUGUGCAAAGCCAAAUGCAAGGUUGAUGAAGAUAACUGCUACAGCGACGCCUCCGUUUGUGUCAAGUUCAGUCAAAUGUGCAACGGAAGAGUUGAAUGCCCUGAUGGAUCGGAUGAAGGGAAUCAUUGCUCAGAGGUUCUCUUGCCUGGUGUGAGGCAGCCUGAGUUCUGCAAGAAAUGCCAGUCAUUUUGCACUGUUCGACCAUACAUUGAUCAAAUCGACGACAAUGCAGAAUAUCAGUACACUUGCUAUUGUGGAGAAGGACAGAAGCUGAAUCCUUUGGAUAAUAGAACAUGUGUUGACAUAAAUAUGUGCGAAGAACACGACGUGUGCGAGCAAACUUGCACUGAUGGUCCGUUGCUGACGUAUAAGUGCUCGUGUGCUCCUGGAUUUACUCUAGAAACCGGUGUUUCGCUCUCUGUUUCGGGAGUUUCAGUCUCAGUGCCGAGCCAUUGCAAAGUUAACAAGGCAAGCUCAGCGUAUAUCCUGGUUGCAACAGCCACCUCUGUAGAAGGAAUUUCUCUCACUGGUCAAGUAAUACCUUCUACAGCAAUUCGAGGAACACAUACUUCGCUUGCUAUGGUGACUGAUGUUGCAGGGAAGAGAGCCUGUUGGAUUGAUCGAUACAGGGAUGUAUCGGAAAGCUUCUUUGUGUGUGCUCCGUUGAAUAAACUAAGAAGCACAAAGAAGAUACCCUUAUUAUACUCUGUGCAAAAUGUAGAACAGAUUGCCUUCGACUGGGUUACAGGGAACUUUUAUUUUCUUGAUGACAUUGACAACCGCUUAUUUGUUUGUGAUUCAACGGGGAAGACAUGCGUAACGAUUCUUAGCUCGAACCUGAAUAACCCAACUGGUAUCGCUCUUGAUCCAAAGGAAGGUAAAAUCUUUUUCACUGAUCAUGGAACCGCUCCGAAAUUAGAGAGAAUAAACAUGAAUGGAGCAGAACGGAAGCAACUCGUCAUAAUGAAAAUUGUUCUACCACUCGGUGUCACUCUUGAUCUAUUUGGGAAACGAAUAUAUUACGUUGAUGCUCAUAUUAAUUAUGUGGAAUCCAUUGACUAUGAUGGAAAGAAUAGGAAACUGAUUGUUGAAUCUGAAAGUAUGCAGAACUUACAUAGGAUCACAUACUUUGAUGGUUACCUAUAUGCGACCAACUGGCAAAACCACAGCAUUGUAAAGGUGAACGUAUGGAACGGUGGAGCGCCAUCUCUACGACUAACAAAAACUAAAGUUACGACUCUUUAUAAAGGCUUGAAGCAGCCUGGCAGUUUACAUAUAGUACAUGGUACUAAACAACCUCCAGUACCAGACAAUGAAAAUGCAUGUAAAACACUGAAAUGCCAGCACAUUUGUCUUCUUGGAAGCAGUUCAAGAGAGGCUUCAUGCUUUUGCAGAGCCGGGUAUAUUUUGGAGUAUGACGGAUUGUCAUGUAAACAGCCAAAAGAAGAGCAAAAAUUCUUGUUAAUUGGGAAGACCAGACCAGGCGAAAUAAAAGCUGUCAACAUGUUCAAACCAGAACAUACCAUCGAGCCGAUUGUUCCGAUCGAGAACUUACAAAAUCCUAAAGCAAUCGACUAUUACAAUGAUAGUUCCGGUGAUCGCUGGGUCGUUUUCUCAGACACGACGAGAUUUGUCAUUGCGAAACGGAAGAUUGGGAGCUUAGUAGAUGAGAUUAUCUUCAGCAGUGGCAUCCAUACUUGUGAAGGUCUUGCCAUCGACUGGAUGAGCGGUAAUCUGUAUUGGACGGACGAUGGAUUCAAAACUAUUUCUGUAGCGAAUUUAACUAACCCAAAUGGAUACCAGGAUUCAACUAACACUACUGAAUCGAAGCACUACAUUCGCAAAGUUAUAGUCGAAGGGAACGUAACUCAUAUCAGAACUAUUGCUUUACAUCCUGCGAAAGGUAUCAUGUUCUGGACAGACUGGAAAGACCAGGAAUUGCCAGGAAAGUUUGGACAGAUUGAAAAAGCUUGGAUGGACGGUUCUAACAGGGAUGUUUUUGUUUCGGGGCCCAAUAUUUUAUGGCCUAAUGGCCUCACAAUUGACUACAAGACAAAUUAUGUAUAUUGGGCUGAUGGACAUUUUGACAGAAUCGAAAGACAACAUAUAAACCGCAGAGAUAGGAAGAUUAUUUACAGUGGAAAAUUUGGCGAUCUUGUUCAUCCAUUUGGACUUGCAGUUUAUAAUGACGGAGCGGAGAAUAAAUUUUUAUUUUGGACAGAAUAUCGUACUGGGUACCUGAUGCGAUUAAAUCUUGGAGUGCUGGAUAGCGGAAAGAAUCUCACGAAGAGAGAUUCUAAAGUUAUGCAGUUUUAUGAUACACAAUUAUACGGGGCUGUUGUAUUUGACUUGGACCAGCGCAAAGGGGUGACAAAAUGUUCUUCCAAACCUUGUAGUGAUCUUUGCCUUCCAGUCCCUGUUGGGGAGGGAUACGUCUGUCAAUGCCCGGAUAACAGAGAGUUAUUGUCUGACCGGAAGACAUGUGUUGAUAAAAAGAAUUAUACUGCUCCUCCGCUAUGCAAGGAUAAAGGAUACUUUGCCUGCAACAGCGGGCAUUGUAUAAUGAGUCAAUGGAAAUGCGAUGGAGAAAACGAUUGCUCGGAUAAAAGUGAUGAGGAUUGGGAAACUUGUCAAAACUCAACAUGCGGGGAAGAUCGAUUCAAAUGCCAAGAAGCCGGUAUAUGUAUCCUCACCCAAUGGGUUUGCGACAACGAUAAAGAUUGUCCUAAAGGGGGUGAAGAUGAGGACCCAGAACUGUGCAAUUCAAGGACAAGAAGUUGCCUCGAUUCUCAAUUCCUUUGCGACAACGGCGCGUGCAUUCUUAAGGAAUGGGUCUGUGAUCUUGAUAACGAUUGUGGGGAUGGAUCGGAUGAAGAGGCGAAUUGUACCUUCACUGGUUGCAAUAAUACAACUGACUUCAAAUGCAAUACCGGUAUGUGUAUUCCUAGCUCAUGGAAAUGUGAUGAGGAAAAUGACUGUGUGGACAACAGUGAUGAAGAUGUUUCAGCAGGUUGUAAUUAUGGAUGUGAAUCUCCAUUUGAGUUCCGAUGCGCAAACUGGGAAUGCAUUCCAUCAAGAUGGAGAUGUGAUGGAGCUAAUGAUUGUGUCGAUAACUCUGAUGAGUUAGAUUGUUCUGAAGAGGAUAAUUCACCAACCAUAAGAGAAUGUAACCCACAGGAAGAAUUUACGUGCGGCUCCGGCGCAUCUUCGGCUGUAGGUGGGGGUAAAUGCAUAUCAAAAAGUUGGAAAUGUGAUGGCGACCCAGACUGUAUGGACGGCAGUGACGAGGCAAACUGUAAAGUCGGCACCUGCUCUCAGAACGAGCGAAAAUGCUUGAACACAUCGGAAUGUAUUUUUGCCACCUGGUGGUGUGAUCAGGACCCGGAUUGUGAGGAUAAUUCUGACGAAGCUCAUUGCAUAUGCGAGUUUGGAAACGAUGGAAAACCUAGGCAUCGAUGCCUUACUUCGGUUGGAACGUACGACUGCGUACCUAAAUGUGAUGGACAUGCAGAUUGUGUAGACAGAUCAGAUGAAAAAAACUGUGUUUACAACCAUACCUGUGCCAAUGCUGGCUGUGGAUACAAAUGCAAUCAAACCAAGAACGGUUUCCAGUGUUAUUGUCCGAAAGGAAGAAGACUGAUGGUUGAUGAAAGGAAUUGUGAAGACAUUCCCUACUGCUCCGAGCAUGGUAUCUGCUCUCAGAUAUGCAUUCCUAUUCAUCCUGCUUACGUCUGUAAAUGCAAUCCUGGAUGGACUCUUGCUGGCGAUAAGAAAACUUGCCGAUUUGAAAAGAAGAGACCUCCACCAUUUGUGCUGUUCUCUAACAGACAUACGAUCAGAAGCGUUCAUCUUAACAUGGAUCGCCUUGACAGCGCUCCCGAAUACAACUUGUUAUCAACAAUAGUAGCGAGUCGACUUCAACAUAUUAUUGCUAUAGAUUUCCAUAUGAAAGACGCACAGAUCUACUACUCAGAUGUCUUGGAUGAUCAUAUUGUCAGAGGGAAGUUAAUAUAUGAUGAAAAGAACAAGCAUCUCAAAAUGACCAACAAAGAAGUUUUGAUCAACCAAGGACUUGCAACACCCGAAGGAAUGGCUAUCGAUUGGAUAGCAGGACACAUCUACUUUGUGGAAUCCAGUCUUGAUCAGAUGGAAGUUUCCAAUUUAGAUGGAACGAAUCGCACUGUACUCAUUGCCGGGAAUAUGCACAGUCCGAGAGCUGUUGCUCUUGAUCCACGAGAAAAGUUUGGGCUUCUCUUUUGGACUGACUGGGAAGAAACUAAAGCCAGAGUUGAGCGCAGCACAAUGGGUGGAGAGGAGAGGUCGGCAAUCUGGAUUGCAAAAAGUAAAGAGGACGGUUGGCCUAAUGGGCUCACACUUGAUUACUUAUCCAACAGAGUGUUCUGGGCUGAUGCCAAAUGUCAUAAGAUCAAUGAAGUACGACGGCAGCGAUGUUUAUAUUGUAUUAAAACAUCAUCAAUGGCUGACGCAUCCGUUUUCGAUAGCGCUAUACGGCCAUCAUAUCUUCUGGACCGAUGGCGAACCACGAUGAUAGUGUCUGCGAACAAAUGGACUGGGAAAAACGUUACCGUUGUUGAAUUAUCAGUCGUGCAACCUUUUGAUAUCAAAGUUUAUCACGAAAGCAGGCAACCAGAUGCUCUAAACCCAUGCGAGGUGAACCUUUGUGACGGCAUGUGCCUGAUCUCAUAUGCAGAAGAUCUUCAUCCGGGAAGAAACUACACCUGCAAAUGUCCUUAUGGAUAUAUUCUUGAUAGCGAUGGUUUUAGAUGCAAUAAAGAGUCGAAGAUAUUGUUCUAUGUGUCCCCAGGAGAGAUCCGAGGCCUCCAAACAGAGAACUUAAACUACAGUGCGACGGUAGCUCUUACAACGCCCUAUCUAUCAAAUUCAACUGUAUUAGCCUACCAUGUUGCUAACGAGAGAAUAUACUGGGCAGAUGCUGAGCGGGGAUCCAUUAGAAGUGCUUUUAUCAAUGGAAGCGGAUUGGAGAGUGUAAUUACAACGGAUGUUGACAAUCCACAUGGCCUUCUCGUCAGUCCUUCAUCAAACACUAUAUAUUGGACGUCGUACACGAUUGUUAAGAAAAGAAACAAAACAAUGAAUGCUCAUAUCAGUGUUGCCAGUCUGAAUGGAAAGCUCACACACAGGAUCAUAACUUCUGCCAAUCUCCCAGGACUAAACAAACCUCGAAGUUUGACAGCAGAUUUCGAACAUUCCUUGUUAUUCUACGCGGACGACGACGGAAUCUACAUGCUCUAUCUUGACGGUUCAGAUCCUUUGCAAAUUUAUCCUGGAGAAAACAUACAAUAUGUUCGGUUUGACAAGAGAGAUUCCACAGAAGGUGAUGGGUCCUACAAAGAUGUCUUGUAUUUUAUCCAGAACGGCGUGCUCAAGAUGCUCACAAACUCUCCCGAACUUGACAUCAUCUGGAAUGCUACGGCUGUUGCCAUGACACCAACUCUUCCAAAUAUGAAGGCGCUAGAGGUCCACGAUGGGUUGAUUUAUGUUGUCACAGUUGAGGGAGAAGAAGAUGACAAAGUCUAUACGUUAUAUUCAUCGAGUACGUCGAAUCCUGGCGUUUUCACGAAGCGAACAAAUUUGCCGUCUCUUGUGACCGACUUAGCUUUCUAUGAUACGGAAAUGAAGGUUCAUAAAACUGGUUGCUCAGUGAAUAAUGGAGGAUGUGCCCACUUGUGCCUGCCUUCAUACCAAGGAAGAGUGACUUGCAACUGUACGACUGGAUAUCAACCUAAUGGGAAUGAGUGCAAUGGAAUGCAAGAUUUUCUUCUCUAUCACACAAGCUCAACCAUAUACGGAUACAACAUCGAUCACAUGUCGGAACUCGCUAUGAUUCCUGUGAUAGAACAAGUCGACGUCUUUUCCGUGGAUUUCUACACAGCUGAAAAUCUAAUCUUCUGGGUUGACACUUCAAAGAACACAAUAUUCAAAGCAAAUCGCGACAUGUCCUCACAAGGAAUCUUAUACGCUGUUCGAAGACCUGCAAGUUCGAAGCGUGUUCCAGUGGGGCUACUUUAUGAUAAAGACUGCAUUCGAGGAGUCGCAGUUGACUGGAUGGCUAAGAAUGUAUAUUGGACGAAUCCUUGCAUGGGAACCAUUGAAAUGAUUCGAUUGGAUGGGAAAUAUUCCCGGAUUGUUUAUAAGAAACGGAGUAAACCAACACACAUAGCUUUACAUCCAGCGAAAGGAUUGCUAUUUGUUACUGGAUAUUUCGAUUCUUUUGCGUCGAAAAAUGUAAAUAUUACACUAGGUGAUCUAGCGACGCAUCAUGUCUUCUUCGUUCUCGUUGAUAAAACUUAA